Messenger RNA from Mus musculus (house mouse), 2371 nucleotides. RefSeq names its product PH domain containing endocytic trafficking adaptor 1 (gene Pheta1). The coding region runs from base 344 to 1144 and encodes 266 amino acids. The transcript is spliced from 4 exons. Gene Ontology annotation, molecular function: protein homodimerization activity. Gene Ontology annotation, biological process: endosome organization; intermembrane lipid transfer; receptor recycling. Lineage: Eukaryota; Metazoa; Chordata; Mammalia; Rodentia; Muridae. The record is from RefSeq and is marked validated. Gene Ontology annotation, cellular component: clathrin-coated vesicle; Golgi apparatus; recycling endosome.
AGGGUUAAAGGGGCGCCCGCGGGUCGCCGCCACUCGGCCUCCGGGAGACAAAGGGCCCUGUCGUCGCCGGCCCCCGAGCUGUUCCGGGCCAUGGGCAGGACAGACCGUCGCGCCGGUCCCAGAGCCAGGCUCCCCAGCACAGGCUACACACUGGACACUCAAAGCCAGACAGAAGCCCCCACACCCCCUCUCUGGACUGACGCAGAUGAAGAGCUAGAGGUCCAGAGAGACUGACUGUGUGCCCCUGAAGUGACCCAGCCUGGAGACUGUGAGCUGACCUUCAAAGUGAUUGAGCAGAACUGGGUGGGCAGCCUGUGGGGACAGGUUGCAGCUCCUCGUGACCAUGAAGCUCAACGAGCGCAGCUUGGCCUUCUACGCAACCUGCGAUGCCCCGGUGGACAACGCCGGCUUCCUGUACAAGCGUGGUGGCCGUGGGACCGGCUCGCACCGGCGCUGGUUCGUGCUCCGGGGCAAUAUCCUCUUUUACUUCGAGGCAGAAGGCAGCCGCGAGCCGCUGGGCGUCAUCCUGCUGGAGGGCUGCACGGUGGAGCUGGUGGAUGCCCGGGAGGAGUUCGCCUUCGCAGUGCGCUUUGCCGGGGGCCGAUCCCGGCCGUACGUGCUGGCCGCUGACAGCCAGGCAGCCCUGGAGGGCUGGGUGAAGGCACUGUCCCGGGCCAGCUUCCACUAUCUGCGCUUGGUGGUGCGGGAGCUGGAACAGCAACUGGCUGCCAUGCGCGAGGGAAGCCCCGCCAACGCCUUACCCGCCAACCCGAGCCCGGUUUUGACCCAGAGACCCAAGGAGAACGGCUGGGUAGUGUGGAGCACGCUGCCCGAGCAGCCCUCGGUAGCCCCUCAGCGGCCGCCGCCACUGCCACCCCGCCGCAGGGCCUCAGCGGCCAACGGGCCCUUGGCAUCCUUCGCCCAGCUGCAUGCGCGAUAUGGACUAGAGGUGCAGGCCCUUAGGGACCAGUGGCGCGGAGGCCAGGCUGGCCUAGCCAGCUUAGAGGUCCCCUGGCAUCCUGGUUCUGCUGAGACUCAGACCCAGGACCAGCCAGCCCUAAGGGGACAUAGUGGGUGUAAGGUAUUACAUGUAUUCCGUUCCGUAGAAUGGCCUGUUUGCAAUCCAGGCUCCCAGGGGACAUAGGACAUAUGACUCAGGAGACCUGUGCCCCUGGGGUCAGAGGCACUUACUUCUGAGAAGAAUCUGGAACGUGAACCUGAGGGUGCUUCUAGAGCCCAAGGAGCUGGUUUCUAGAGAACUCCGCGCCAGGGUGGCCUGUGUGACCUUGACAGCCCCGAAGCUGGCCACAGGCCCAUGGGGCCCAGGGUUUACCUGGUGCCUCUCAAGGAUCUAAAGCUUGAACCUGGAAGCUGCUGUCUGGGCUGCUGUGGGCCUACACCAGUAGGUGGAAUGUGGGACUUGAACUGGAUAGGUCCCCCAGGCUCCUGGCCUGGAACCAGCUAAGUCAGGACUGUGUCCAGCUUUGUAGGUGAGCCCGGGCAGAAGCAGGGCCUCCCCUGACCUCGGUCCUGGCCUGGGACCCAGCUUCCUCCCAGUUUCACCUGGAGGAGACAGGCCUCCGACUGAUUCCAUGCCUGCAGCAGGGAGAGCCCAGGCACUGUCCCUAGCCACUGCAGGUGACCAGUGGGCCUCAGGACUGGGCCUACUUCUCUCUCACCACAGUGCUGGCUGUCUUCCAGAGGGUUGGGCAGGACAGCCGGCCCCACCUGGGUUCUUGUUUACAGUCCUCCUCAGUGCCCUGCCCUGAGGGGACACUCCAAUCGCUGCAUCCUAUGAACAGAUUUCACCCUGGCCCCUCCCUCUCCUCUGGGGGGUGGGGUGGCUGGGUCCCAUGGGUGCUUCUGUCUGUCGCCAGGGCCUCUUGGCUCUCUGCUGGCUCAGGGGCCAGGGCACUUGGCUGUGGGUUUUUCUUUGAAGUACAGAGGCUACUGUCUUCCACCAGUGAAGUUAAGUAGUCCAGUCUCACCCCUGCCACUUUUGUUACUGUUGGCUGCAAGGGGUGGCAUUGUCUCCAGGGAGCCAGGCCCUCGCAGGAGACACACGGGCGCCUAGCUGACUUGGCCCUGACUUGGCCCUCUGUCUCCUGAGCUCAGCUGUCUGCACAGGUGGUGCCUCUGGGGACUUGGUCUGUCUCCUCAACUCUCCCACUGGAGUCAUACGGCUGAGGUGUAGACUCUAGUCUGGGACGGGCUUACAAACUCUAAAGGUACGGGGCAGGAGGUGGGGGAGACAAGGGCAGAGUUGUUCCCUCUCCCCAAAGCACAAGGUGAACACCAGCUGAUUCUGGGGCUAGGAGAGUUAUCAAUCAUGGACAGGGUAUGAGGGCCAAAAUAAAAGCCGGUCGAGAAA